Messenger RNA from Auanema sp. JU1783, 438 nucleotides. NCBI's taxonomy places the organism in Eukaryota, Metazoa, Nematoda, Chromadorea, Rhabditida, Rhabditidae. The record is from the annotation of a GenBank genome assembly.
AUGGAACUUAAAAAAUUGAUGGAACAUAUUUCUAUUAUCCCCGAUUACAGACAACCCUGGAAAGUGGAACAUAAAUUAUCGGAUAUUCUACUGUUGACUAUUUGUGCCGUUAUUUCUGGUGCAGAAGGUUGGGAAAAUAUAGAGGAUUUUGGGGAAACACAUCUCGAUUUUUUGAAGCAAUAUGGUGAUUUUGAAAAUGGCAUUCCUGUUCACGAUACCAUUGCCAGAGUUGUAUCCUGUAUCAGUCCUGCAAAAUUUCACGAGUGCUUUAUUAACUUGAUGCGUGAUUGUCAUUCUUCAGAUGAUAAAGACGUCAUUGCAAUUGAUGGAAAAACGCUCCGGCACUCUUCUGACAAGAGUCACCGCAGGGGAGCGAUUCAUGUCAUUAGUGCGUUCUCAACAAUGCACAGUCUGGUCAUCGGACAGAUCAAGACGGAU